Messenger RNA from Sugiyamaella lignohabitans, 2886 nucleotides. It is a transcript of the gene PAN2, whose product is annotated as Pan2p. Gene Ontology annotation, cellular component: PAN complex; P-body. The record is from RefSeq and is a predicted model, not a curated record. NCBI's taxonomy places the organism in Eukaryota, Fungi, Ascomycota, Dipodascomycetes, Dipodascales, Trichomonascaceae. Gene Ontology annotation, molecular function: protein binding; nucleic acid binding. The transcript has a single exon. Gene Ontology annotation, biological process: nuclear-transcribed mRNA poly(A) tail shortening. Bases 1 to 2886 code for a protein of 961 amino acids.
AUGCUGUCGAAUGUUACGAAAAUGAAACGAGAUAGCCAAGCCAUAGCACUUGGUUUAGCAUCUGGCUCGGUGGAUGUGGUGGAUCCGAAUAGUUUACAGGUUGUAAAGACGUUCAAUUCACAUUCUGGACCCAUUAGCGAUUUGGAUUGUAGACAACAUAUUAUUAUGACAUGUGGAACCAGUCUUCGAAAACAGGGAUAUGUUCCGGAUCCACUGGUCAAUUGUUAUGAUCUCAGGGCUAUGAAACCAUUACCCCCAAUCCCAUUUCCUGCUGGUGCUGCUUAUAUAAAGAUCCAUCCUAAAAUGUCGACUUGUUGUAUCAUCGCCUCUCAAAGUGGACAGUUGCAAUUCGCUGAUUCGGCUAAUCCAACAAGUGUAUUUAUUCAUCAAGCAGCCAUCACAUCUCCCUUGACCAGUUUAGAACUAUCACCUUCGGGAGAUUACCUGUCCUUGACCGACGAAGAAGGAUAUAUCCAUCUAUGGAGCAACACUGUUAAUCCCAGCGCAUCAUUUAGUGAAUUCUCAGCCCCUCUCGACUUCCCGACUUCACAAGACCCUCCUCUACACUUUGGUGUAGAUGACGAUGUUUCACUUGCUACUGUCGGAAUGCCAUAUUACAAAGAAGAACUGCUUUCUUCUUGGUCAAAUGAAGAUAUGGUAUUCAAGCUAGGUAUGCCCUCGCCAAAAAUCGAUAGAAGCAUUUUGGCGGGUAUGAAAGUGGUAGAUUAUGUUGGCUACGGCAGUUAUAAGAAAACACGAGAACCUCGAAACAUGGCGCAAAAGUACAUUUCACUCGAUUCUAAUAGACGGUCGUCAAUCACAGUACCAAGAUUUAUUAGUGAAAAGGAACGGACCGGGGAAAUUGAUGAUGAAAGCGCUAUUUUUGAUGAUGACGUUAGAGAUGACGACAAAAGACCAAAUGGAAAGACAAAUACUCAGGCACCGUCGAGUAGAAAAAUAACUAAAAUGUACCGUCGCUUGGAAAUCAAGUACAGCAAGUUCGGUGUCAACGACUUUGAUUUCGACUUUUACAACAAAACCCAAUAUGCUGGUUUAGAGAACCAAGCUGCUAAUACGUACUGUAACUCAAUUCUCCAACUGUAUCGAUAUUCCAAGUAUAUGUACAACUUUGCGUUGAAAAAGCUGGCUGUUGCGACUACAGUAGAAAGAGUCAGUUUAUUGAGUGAGCUAGGUUUCGUAUUUGACAUGCUUCACCUAGCUGGUGGUAAACACUGUUGUACAGCGAAUUUCGUGAAUGCACUUAGUUCGAUUCCCGAGGCAGUUGCACUUGGUCUGGUGUUUGAUGAUAUGGUACCUAAUCUAGACCAACCAGGACUGGUUCUUCAGAAAUUCAAGACCUUUUUAAUGGAACAGAUAGUGAAAAACGAAAAGUACCAGACUCUUUCUGUUGAGAAUCAACUUCAGAAUGUCCAUAGUAAUCCAGCAGCACUAGCAACUCUGCCAUCCGAAUUUGAAUCUUCGGUAGCCGGGAUUCCAGUAUCAACAUCAAUCAGAUGUUUAUCCUGUGGAACCGAUUCCAUUAAAAAAUCAACAAUUUACGAACUAGACCUUCAAACUGAAUACGGAUUCCGCAACAAUUCAAGUGCAGGACCAGGGCCCAACACAGCGAAUUUCGACUCUCUCUUCUUCAAAGCUCUAAACUCGUCUCUAGACAAGACAAACAAAGUCCGAGGAUGGUGUGAUGUGUGCAGAAAAUAUCAACAACUUGUAACUACCAGAUCCGCCACGAAACUUCCUCAAGUACUCAAUGUGAAUAUCAAUAUAUUCCCCGAGGCAGACACGAGUGUAUCGCGACAAAUAUGGGCCUCUCCUCAUUGGCCACCUACCGAGUUCUUUACAGACAACCACUCACGAAGACUGGUAGCCAACCAUAGAGUAGGAAAGGACAAGUACGAGUUGUUAGGUUGUGUUGUUGAGAUUUCGCGACCCGGACACUCGGACCAUCAUCUGGUGUCGGUAGUGAAAAUCGACGAGGCUUGGUAUUUAUUUAAUGACUUUUUGGUCAAACAGAUUCCUGAAAAAGAUGCUCUUGACUUUUCUCUUGCAUGGAAAACUCCAGUUCUACUUGUAUACCAGCUAGCUAACGAGAUGCCAAAAGAGUUCGACUAUGGUAGCUGGAAGCAGACUCUCGACACGUCGAUCUUGUAUAAAGACUUUUUCACUGCUGGUAACAGAGAAGAAGUACGACGCGAGUAUGAACUGUUGACGUUGGAAGAAGCACCUAAACCCGGAACUCUAGUGGCUAUUGAUGCCGAGUUUGUGAUGUUGCAAAACGAAGAAACAGAGAUUCGCAGUGACGGUACCAAGUCGAUUGUGAAGCCUCGGUCACUCUCCCUUGCACGAGUUUCUGUAGUAAGAGGAGAAGGGCCCAAAGAAGGUGUGGCAUUCAUAGACGAUUAUAUCGCUACAACCGAUACCAUUGUCGACUAUCUGACCGAGUUCUCAGGAAUAGAACCCGGAGACCUAGAUCCCGCCCUGUCCAAACGCGGACUUGUAUCACUACAUACCGCGUAUAAACGGUUGUGGCUCCUUUUACAGCUCGGUGUGACAUUUGUUGGCCACGGUCUUAGCAACGAUUUCCGAACAAUCAACAUCCAGGUUCCCGCGAACCAAGUCAUUGAUACAUUGGACAUUUAUUUUGUACGGGCGAGACAACGCAAACUGUCGCUGAAAUUCCUGGCUUGGUACCUGCUCGACGAGAACGUCCAGACUGGUAACCACGACUCGAUCGAGGACGCACGAACCGCUCUUCACUUGUACAAAAAACACCAGCAGCUGCUGAGAGACGGCACUUUUGAUGCUACCCUCGCCAAAGUAUACAGCGAGGGCCACAAGUACAAUUUCCGACCGCCCGCCAACUCGUAA